AUGUCGAAACGGCGGGUGUUCCGUUGGCCUGCCCGCCGGACUGCUGGGCUAGGAUGUGUCGCCUUGAUCUUCACCUCGAUUCUGUCGCUCAUGAUGUACACGAAUCGAUCGUUUGAGCCCGAGCCCGACACGGGUCCGGUGUAUGGGGAGGUCAUGCGACAACUUUCCGAAAUCACCAACAACUACAGCAAUGCCACGGGCGUCGGUCUCGUCCUGGCCGCCACGCAGACGGAGGAUCUGAAUUGGUUGCUGAACUACUGCAGGGACUACGGAACAACCCCCUUCGUCUACACCACCGACGCCACGCCCGAACCACACCUCAUCGUCCCUCGAACCACGCGCGGCCGCGAAGCCGCCGCCUACCUAUCCUUCGUCGUCGACUACUACGACCACCUCCCGGACUACACGAUCUUCAUCCACUCGAACCGCGACCAGUGGCACAACGACCUGUUCGGGUCGCGCACCAGCUCGGCCCUCCGCCAUCUCCGUCUCGAGGCCGUCGACGCGCAAGGCUACGUCAACCUGCGCUGCGAGCACGACCCAGGCUGCCCGACGAACGUGCACCCGUGGUCUCCGACGCAGAUCGACAUCGACAAGAACGAUAUCCGCGCGUACUUCCCGCAGGUGUACCAGACGCUGUUCAACGUCGGCAAGGAGAAGGUCCCCGACCAUAUCGGGAAUGUCUGCUGCGGGCAGUUCGCCGUGAGUCGGCAGCGUAUCCUGCAGCGGCCGCGACACGAUUACGAGCGCAUGUUGAAAUGGGCGGCGGAGACGGAGUUGACGGAUAGUUUUGGCGUUGGGUGGGUGUUUGAAAAGGUGUGGCAUGUUGUUUUUGGAAUGGAGGAUAUCUACUGCCCCCGCUUCGAACAAUGCCGGUGCGAUACGUACGGAUGGUGUGGACCGCUGGCAUCGGGCGAGACACUGCAGGCAGUGCGAGCUCAAUCCGGCAAGCACAAAUCAGGACUGACGGUAUAA
Molecule: messenger RNA, 975 nt
Organism: Aspergillus melleus
Lineage: Eukaryota; Fungi; Ascomycota; Eurotiomycetes; Eurotiales; Aspergillaceae
Product: DUF3431 domain-containing protein
Exons: 4
Coding region: 1-975 (324 amino acids)
Source: RefSeq, a predicted model, not a curated record